Molecule: messenger RNA, 2503 nt
Organism: Lytechinus variegatus (green sea urchin)
Lineage: Eukaryota; Metazoa; Echinodermata; Echinoidea; Temnopleuroida; Toxopneustidae
Product: aqualysin-1-like
Exons: 8
Coding region: 125-1273 (382 amino acids)
Biological process (GO): proteolysis
Molecular function (GO): serine-type endopeptidase activity
Source: RefSeq, a predicted model, not a curated record
CUGGGAUUAUCUUUAGUCAGUGACACCGCUGAAACUUUCACGCAUAAAUAUAGAUUGAUCAUGAGCAAGAUUUUAAAUCGUCUUUGGCCAGCAAGGAUCGAGCAUUUAACAGAGAAGAAGCAAGAUGAAGUUGAUUGUCGUACUUUUGUCAGCUUUGGUGGUAGCCACAAGUGCUAAAAAUGCAACAUUCUACACGGUGGAAGAGGCAAUUAGAGACCAUUACAUAGUUGUACUGAAGCCCGGAUAUGACGUGGAAAUGAUGAGGAAACUUCUUCUGACUGACCUCUCGGGAAGUUUCGGCGAUGUUUCUAUCCGGCACACCUACACUGCUGCCAUCAAUGGGUUUUCAGCUAAACUCACCAACAAAGCUCUCCAAAAGCUUCUGGCCCGUGAUGAAAUCGAAUACAUAACUGAAGAUGGUGCAAUCCACCCUGCGGCUGUUGCGUCGUGGGGUCUGGAUCGAAUAGAUCAGCGGUCAUUGCCUCUCGAUGGAGCUUACAAGGGCAAAGGCUGUGGAUCAGGUGUUAAUGUAUAUGUCGUCGAUACAGGAAUCUACCCAGACCAUUUGUACUUUGAAGGACGAGCCUCCCCUGUGUUUGAUGACGUCAACGACGGUAGACCUUUUGGGAUAGACUGUAAUGGACACGGCACACACUGCGCAGGAACAAUAGGAGCCAGCAUGUACGGAGCAGCAACAAAUGUAAAUAUACAUGGGUUGAGGAUACUCGAUUGCAGCGGCUCUGGUCAAUGGAGUUCUCUUAUAGCAGCCUGCGAUUACAUUGUGAAUUCUGGAGUGAAGCCAGCGGUCGCCUCGAUGUCCAUUGGAGGUCCUACUAACACGGCAGCCGACGAGGCCGUUCAAAGAGUUAUUCAGUCUGGUAUACCCGUUGUUGUAGCAGCUCUUAAUAACAACAGUCCUACCAGUGCCUGCCAAACUUCCCCUGCACGUGUACAGGAGGCUAUUACCGUUGGUGCAACAGAUAUCAAUGACAGAAGGGCUGAUUACUCCAACUACGGAACUUGCGUGGAUUUAUUUGCUCCUGGUGACGAUAUAAAAAGCCUAUGGAUUGGAGGGCCGGACGACACGCGGACCACCAGUGGUACAUCUAUGUCUACCGUUCACGUGACAGGCGCUGUAGCACUACUGCUAGAUAAGAAUCCCGACCUUUCACCUAUUGAUAUCAAGGCGUCCCUGAUCGACUCAUCAACCAAGAAUGCUAUUAGUGAUCUGCCAGACACCGAAAACCGUCUGUUGUACGUACCCCGGGAUUAAGUUUUUGAAGAUAUAAGUUUCAGUCGCCUGUUUCUCAUUGAGCGGCGAUGAUUUCUAACCGUGAUCGCGGAGCCCUAUAAGAAACCGUUGAACCAACCUUGUGCAUACAAAUAUCUCUCGUCAUUCAUAGAUAUUAUAAUUUUGUUCAUUUAUGAUGUCACGAAAGCUGUAUUAUUUUUACUUGUGAAAUGCAUUUUAUGCAAGAUUACACUGUAUUCAAUGUCUUCUUUUGUUUCCUUUUUGUCUUAUUUCCAAUCAUUUCAUAACAUCCGUGUAGUUUCCGUACAUUCAUUCUCGAUGGAAAUAAAAAUGCAGUACCAAGAAUAGGAGGAUAUCCGACACGGAGGGGGGGGGGCCAACCCUAGUCCACUAACCCACCUUUCUGAGGCGGUCAACUAUGCGCACAUGUUUGCUCCGGAUUAUGACAAAUACCCUGGCUCUUUAAUGAUCACAUAUUUUUACCCGCUUUCAACGUCUUUGUGUAGAAGCGAAAGAAGAAGGGGGGGGGCAGAAUAAAAAAAAGAAACAACAAGAAGAUGAUGAAGAUAAAAGAGAUGAAAAAGAAGGAGAUGAUGAAGAAGAAAAAGAUGGAGAUGAUGUUGGAGUAGUAAAAAAACAUAUACUUGGUCAGUCAUUAUAUGUUCAGUACACUUGCCUAAACAAGAAGUAUUAAUUGCUGUAAAUGUAACAUAUUUUUCAUUUUCCCCGAUGAAAAAACACACCCAAAAUUUCUUUAACAAAAGGGUUGUGAAAUCUAUGAAAGUAAAUAAAUUCUUUAUCCUAUUUUUUUGUAAUAUAAUCAGAUAUAUUAUUUUAUAUUGGUUAUGGACUGCGGAUAUGGAUAAUGGCUUCUUGAAAUGCUCCUGAAUAACUGCCUGAAUACUACACGAAUUGAGGCAUUACUGCAGAAAGUCGCAUGCAAAGCACGGGCAUUUUUAAUUUCGUUUGUCACAGUUUCAAUAUGAGAGCACUGGAAGAUCAUUUUUCUUGGCAUUCUAAUCCUGGGCCCGCGUUUUAUAAAGAAAUGAUUGAUAACAAAUGAACAAUUUCUAUGAUAUAUACUAUCAGCCAAUCAGAUUGAACGAUUUUAGUGGCUUUAAAAAGAUUUGUUAUCAUAACAAGUUUUAUGAAACGCGGUCCCUGAAUGUCAUGCAGAGAAUGUAAAAACUAACAUUUUUUUCUUUAAUAAAUCUUUCUUUUAUUUUGAAAAAAAAUAAACAUUGCAACUAA